GCCUUCCUCCCAAAGUGGAAAAAUAAAAGAGAGGAAAUUAAACCAAAAAAAAAAAAAAAAAGGAAAAAGAAAGAACCAGACAUUUAUAGCGGAUUAUCUCUCCGCCGGAGGCUGUAACCGAAAAUCGGCAGCAAUGACGGAGGAGAGUGGCGCUAGGGUUUCAUCCGACGUGCCCAGCGAUGAUUCACAAACAAGGCAAAGGAAGAAAAGAAAGUGGGAUCAACCUGCAGCAUCCUUGGUUUCAGCUGGUUUAGCAGUGCCUGGGGCUCUCCCAAUGGGAAAUGUGGGAUUUCUUGGUGGGAUUACAAUUCCUGGCACAACUCCGGUUACUGGUGCUCUUUCGAUGAAUGCAAUUGCGGCCAGCUAUGCUACCAUACCUCAGGCAUAUCAGGUACCUCUGAUCCCGCCACAGACUGCCACGGUCAUUCAGAAAUUAAUUCAACCGAAGAUUCAAGAUGAGUUAAUAAUAGCACGAGAAAUUGUUAUUAACGAUGCAGAGUCUUCAGUUCGCUACAAGUUGACAAAACGCCAAACACAGGAGGAGAUCCAAAAAUGCACGGGAGCUGUGGUGAUAACAAGGGGAAGGUAUCGUCCACCAAAUUCAUCAACUGAUGGUGAAAAGCCACUAUAUCUUCAUAUAUCUUCAGGGGCUCAUUUAAAAGAGACAGCAGAACGUAUUUUAGCAGUUGACCGUGCAGCUGCCAUGGUUGAAGAAAUGCUGAAACAGGGUCAGAAUCCGACUAUGAGCAAUGGAGUGAUGGCACAAGGUACUUGUGUAUAUUUGGGCUUUGACGCAGAUCCAUCCUUGAACAUUGCAGCUCGUAUACGUGGUCCAAAUGACCAGUUUAUAAAUCACAUUAUGAAUGAAACAGGAGCAACUGUCUCACUCAGAGGGCGUGGUUCAGGAAAUAUUGAGAAUAUACAUGGCGAAGAAGGACAGCUGCCGUUGCAUUUAUUCUUGUCAAGUAAUAAUUCAAAAAGUCUUGAAGAUGCUAAGCUUUUGGCUGAAAAUCUUUUAGAUACAAUCAGUGUAGAGUGUGGUGUCUCCAGGGUUUCAUCAUCUAAGGUUUAUAGUGCUGUUGCACCCCCACAGCAGGUAUAUAGUGCUGUUCCACCACCGCAUCAGUUGGCCGGGGUUCAAAGUUCUGGAAUUGAGGUAAAAGCAAUUACAAGUUUGGUGUCUCCAACUGUGGGUGCUACACCAGCUCUGGCAGUUUCCUCUGCUGGAACUCCUGGUGUCGCUAUUGUCUUUUCUCAAGGGACAGUAUCUCAACCUGGAGGAUUGUUGAACUGUGCGCAACCUCAGGCGAACAUUGGCGGUUAUCCCCAACCUCUAUUAUCUAGUGGAACAAGCUACAAUGGAUAUGCAGGGAUAUAUCCUCAAGUCACACCUUUGCAACAGGUUGCUCUGGCCCUUAGACAGUCAUCUUCCCCUAUCACUUCUACAGUUGCUCCCACAACAUCAGCCCCAAGCACUGAACCAAAGGUGAAUGUUACCUCUGGUUCUGAGAAGGAGAAACAGCCUCCACAAAGGCGGAAAUUUCAGGAGUUACCAGUUGGUCCUGCAAAAGUCCAUCAGGUAUUUUCUCUGACUUUCUAUGAGGCCGAUACUGAACCUCUCUAUUGGGCCACUGGUCUGUAUUUUUCACAGGGUUUUCAUUUCGGUGGUGCCAUUGGGGUUCACUUGUGGUUGGAGCUUUAUUCUGCGGACAACUUAGACUUCUUGCUGUUUAGUUUAAUGUCAUAUACUUAGGAUCAAGUUACAAGAAUAUAUUUUGUUUUCUAUUUGUCAUAAGUCAAUCCAGUGUUGGAUUUCUUCAUUUCUUGACGAGCAUCCUAGUGUUUCCUUCUUGUGCUGUCACCAGCAGCAUGCACAGCCAAACUCCUCGAGAAGAGGUACCCCAUCACAACCAUUGCCAGCUUCACUUGGAUUUCAUGAGAACUCCAUGGUUUCGAUGAUUCAAGAGUUUGAAAUGCAAAUUCUGAGCUACUGAUACUUCCAGUUGCAUUGGCUUAAAAGCGGCAUUGGUGUUGAUGGUUGAAAAUUGGCUGUGGAUGCUGGUGGGUGCCACUCAUGGAAUGUUUUUUCUGAAAGCAAAAGGUACUUGUACAGAUCAAAUUCCGUGGAGCCAUUAUUGAUCUGUACUUGCUCAUGGAAUCUGUGGAGCAAGUAUAGCUCUAGACUUGCUCAUGAAUAUCCUUUUCCUUUGGUACUCUUCCAAGAUGUAGUUCACAACUAACCUUCAAUUACUACCUUUAUGAACUUAGCCAUUUAGAAAUGUUAAUAUUACUGUGCCUUAAGAGAAACGUGAUACGCAUGUGGUUAAGCUAUAGAACAGUUUGUAAACUUGUUCAAUGAUAUGAAAUCAUUUUUUGGAUUAAUUUUCUUAGUUGCAACUAUUAAUCUUUAGAUUAUUCCUCAUUUGUUUUUCACAUAAACAUUCACUUUUUUCUGGUUAUUGAGCUGUUAGUUUUUGUUUUUGGUUUCUGUUCUCCCUAACUGACUGCAGGAUUUUGGUGUGAGAAAUGUAUCCACGAUGCCAGCUCCAAAGAAAUUGGUCCAGCCGGCAUCAAAUGGAAUGCCAC
Molecule: messenger RNA, 2586 nt
Organism: Pyrus x bretschneideri (Chinese white pear)
Lineage: Eukaryota; Viridiplantae; Streptophyta; Magnoliopsida; Rosales; Rosaceae
Product: protein RIK
Exons: 11
Coding region: 134-1753 (539 amino acids)
Cellular component (GO): nucleus
Molecular function (GO): RNA binding
Source: RefSeq, a predicted model, not a curated record